Messenger RNA from Striga hermonthica, 1254 nucleotides. The record is from the annotation of a GenBank genome assembly. Lineage: Eukaryota; Viridiplantae; Streptophyta; Magnoliopsida; Lamiales; Orobanchaceae.
AUGACGAGGGUCAGUCCGGAAUUCGGAGAAGUUUGGCCGGUGUCUGCUGAUGUGAGCUUUCAGACAGAGAAGUUUCCUAAGUACAAGUUAGGACCCGAUAAUGAGAUUUUAGAGGAGAUUAAAGAGGACUUUAAAGGUCCACCCUUGAAAGAAGUUGUUGUUCAAGAAACGAACCAGUUGACCGAACAACAUAGGCGCCUUUCUGUUCGGGACCUUGCCAGUAAAUUCGACAAGAAUUUGGCUGCAGCAGCAAAAUUGUCCGAAGAGGCCAAACUUAAAGAGGUAGCAUCUUUAGAUGGACACGUGCUUCUGAAGAAGCUUAGGGACGCACUGGAAUAUCUGAAAUUAAGGUUGGCUGGUCGAAACAGAGAAGACGUUGAGAGAGCUAUUUCAAUGGUUGAAGCUUUGGCAGUAAAGCUGACUCAAAAGGAGGGAGAGCUGAUUCAAGAGAAGUUUGAAGUGAAAAAGCUAGUUAAUUUUCUCAAGCAGGUCACGGAUAUGGAGAAUGAACUUCGAGACCUGAGGGUUCAAAUCCGAGAGAAGUGUACAAUUUCGCUUCAGCUUCAAAACGAGCUGGCAAUGAGUGUUCAAGCUGAGGAAAAUGUAUCGCGAAUUUAUGUGUUGAACGGUGCUGAGAAUUUAGGUUCGAUUUUACGGAUUCAAACCGGUUCGAAUGAAGCAGUAGAGCUCGGGAAAUGUUCGAUCCAAUGGUACCGAUUGUCAUCUCAAUGCAGCCGAAGGGAACCCAUUUUAGGUGCAAACAAAUGUGUUUAUGCUCUGGAGCCCAUUGAUGUUGGACGAGUUCUGCAAGCUGAUAUAGUUUCGAACGGACUGAAGAUUACACUCACUACUAAUGGCCCGAUUCGACAAGAUUUGGACUUGGAAAACUAUCUAGAGACACUUAUCCGAAAGUCGAGCAAUGACUUCAGUGUCAUUAUAUCCCAAAUGAACGGACGUAAUUACUCGUCACACUCGUCUCACUUGUUGCAUAUUGGGAAAACAAAGAUAAAGCUUAGCCGAGGAUGGAUCACAAAGGGCAGGGAAUCUUAUUCUAAAUCCAUGCAGCUAUGUGGAUUCAGAGGAGGGGGCAACUCGGCAGCCAAGUCACUGUUUUGGCAGUCACGGAAAGGGCAGUCAUUUGUGCUCGUUUUUGAGUCCGAGCGAGAAAGAAACGGGGCACUCAUCCUCGCCAGAAAAUAUGCUUCCGACUCGAAUGUCUUGCUUGUGGGCCCUGAUGACGAUGCUCUGCUGUAA